CAAUGGGAAGUGGGAUCCAUCAUGGAAUGUAACCAAUUCUUAAUUAUAAGUUUUUUUUUGUUGGUUUUAAGAAUAAAAUUUAUGUUCCCUUACUGAAAGUUGGCGAAAUGAUAUCUUUGCAGGAUUUUAGAGGAAGCCAACAACCGCCAAAGGCAAACAAAAGUCAUAUCAGAUAUGCAGUACGUCAAAAACGUGCAGAGUCAAAAAAAGCUUUGAAAGAUUUGCUCUUUUAUGGUGGUGCCCUGAAUAACUAUCUUGAGGGAAAAUUUCACGAGGAGCAUGUGAAAUGGGAUAUAGAGGAUGAUGACCCUUUUGACAAGAAAUGUAAACUCAAGACUUCAGCUCGUAGUAGAACUCGCUUGAGGAGAAGGCAACGCAAACUAAAGAAACACUGGUUAAAUGAAGAAGAUUAUGAAGAUGAACAUCCAGAGAAAAUAUUUCAAGCAACCUUUGGUGAAAAAUCAUACACCUGGUCCUUUAAGCCUUGGAAGGAAUUUUCGUAUGAAAGUAAACGAACUCAAAUUCACCAUGAAGAAGAAACUGAAUGGAAUGGCAGACAGCAAAAUAAGCACAAUAGAUCUGACACCAAUCACAACCACAGUGAGUCUUAUAUUGUAGGAUCAUACUCCGAAAGAUCAAUCCUUGGUCUUCCGGUCAGGGGCCCAUUGAAGAUCGAGGAAGUCAAGAAUGCUUUUCGACUCUCAGCUUUGAAGUGGCAUCCUGAUAAGCACCAAGGUUCUUCACAGGCAGCAGCAGAAGAGAAAUUCAAGUGUUGUGUUGCAGCAUACAACUCACUGUGCAAUGCCCUCUCCCCAGCAUAACCCCACCCCACCCCUCAUAUAUCCCGUUUGAUUUGUUCACAUUAUUUUCAAAGUGUAGCUUUAGGAUAGGGAAACAUUCAGUAUGAAAGUUCAUUAUGGAUGCUGAUGAGGAACAGGGGGUGGUGGAUAAUGAAAUAGAUGGAGAGGUGGAAUUAAGGGCUGAAAAGGAUGGUGCAAGCAUUGAAAAAGGCCUUACAAGAAGAAUAUUUAUGUGAGGUUAAAACGGUGUGGACUUUCUUAUAAUGCCCCUCCACACUACCUUACCCGUCUUUCAUCUGUCCACCACCGUCGACACCCUUUACCGUUGUCAACUUUCCUCCUUCAACUCUCUAUCCCACCGCCGCCUACCUCUCUCGCUCUCGAUGACUUGGCAGAGAUUUUAAAGCAGCAAAUAAGUGAGUUUAGUUUAAACCAUGACAUCCAAUUGGCUAAGUGAAUUUAGUUAUUUAUGUUCUACUCUUAUUUUAUUUUAUUUUUCCCAUAUAGAACUCCUUUAUUCCUAGUGUGCCUCUUUUUUUUCAAAAAAAUUACAGUUCUACAUGGGUAAAUGGAGAAUUAUUAAGCCCUAUGUAAAAUAAUUUCAUCUAAAAAGGUAUAUGGAGUAGUAAUUUGAGAUCAUGUUCAAUUCGUUUGGAUAUAGAUUUUUA
Cuscuta campestris is the source of this 1468-nucleotide messenger RNA. NCBI's taxonomy places the organism in Eukaryota, Viridiplantae, Streptophyta, Magnoliopsida, Solanales, Convolvulaceae. The record is from the annotation of a GenBank genome assembly.